Molecule: messenger RNA, 1633 nt
Organism: Drosophila suzukii
Lineage: Eukaryota; Metazoa; Arthropoda; Insecta; Diptera; Drosophilidae
Product: dynein light chain Tctex-type protein 2B
Biological process (GO): microtubule-based movement
Cellular component (GO): cytoplasm; cytoplasmic dynein complex
Molecular function (GO): dynein intermediate chain binding
Source: RefSeq, a predicted model, not a curated record
UCAGGGAAGUCAUCAACUUCGGAGGGCAAUCGCGUGCCGUCGAGGCCCCCAGAACCCAGAACCCAGAGCCCAGCCAGCACACGUCCAUAUGGCAACACUUUGCCUUUGACUGGGCCCGAGAACCCAGUGCAUAUCCUGCCGAGUGGCUGGUGGCGAUGACACCCACGUCUCCGCCGCCAUCCGGCAGAUUGCAAUUGGAGCGCCCCGGCGGUGGAUUUAUGAUAAGCGGCACGCAAGCCGGAAGGCCGAAGACUAGCUCAAAGUUUGCGAUGGCAGCGUGAGCUAUCCGCAGGAUAUUGAACUGUAUUUAUGGGGAAACCAUAGCAGCUUUUGUCAUCCCUAGGCUCCGCUGAAGAGCGGGCCUAAACCAACAAAGCUUCAAAGAACUUUUGACGAUGUGUGGAUACCCCUUCACUCCAUGGGGCCAAAGGCCUUGUUGAUGGGCAGGACUCGUGUCGGCAUGCCGCUCCUGUCAGUGUGCAGAUAGCAGCGCUCGGUGUUUGUUUUCCGCUGCCGGUUGGCAGAGGCAGCUCUGAAAAUCGACAGGCCAUCGGUUCAAGGAACACCAUGACCUCCUGGACUACCAUGAAAACGCGGAUAACCGCAUCGGUGCGCACCACCAACCGCAUGAAUGCCCUGCUCUCGGAGUCGAUGUUGAGCCGGCGGAGGGCCGCCCAAAAUCCGGAGGGUGAGGCCACCGCCGGCGGGGAGGGUGGGGAGCCGCGGAAGGAGAAGCCCAAGAACGAUUGGAAGUUCUUCCACACCAACUUCAAUAUGGAACGUGCCCAGAAGAUCAUCGAAGAUUGCAUCGAGGAGCGGCUGCUGUGGGAUCGCUUCAGCCGCAAUUACGAUUCUUGGCGGGCUCUGCAGCUGGUCGAAGGUCUGGCGGCCGAGAUACGCGACCGGGUCAAGAAGCUGAACCACAGGCGCCACCGCAUCGUCUGCCUGCUGUCGAUCGUGGAGAAGCAGAACCAGGGCGUCUUCCAGCGCAUGUGCCACCUGAUGGACGAGAAGCGGGACAACUUCACCCAGCUGGUCUUCGAGCGGCCCACGUACUUCAUGAUCGUGGUGCUGUACCUGGUCUACAAGGAUUAGGUGCGAAUUAGCUGUACUUCCUCCAGUUGCUUGUUAAUUACUGUUGUUAGGUUUAGUUAAGUGUUGACCCACAAAUACGCAUUAGGUUAUGGAAAAAUAAAAAGAAACAUUGGACAAAAAAAAGUGGACACUUGACUUGUCCUCGACUGUAGGCCCCGGCGAGAUUCGAACUCACGAUCUCCUGUUUACUAGACAGGCGCUUUAACCAACUAAGCCACGGCGCCGUUGUGACAGCGGGCGUUAAACUACCCAACUUGAGCAAAAUUUCACACUGCGUAAAGAAAUUUUUUUCGUAAAAAUUAAUUUUGGAAUUGAUAUUUGUUCAGUUGUUUCAAGUCUAAGACAUGGAAUGAGAGAUAUGAUAUGAACGGGUUCUAGACAACUAUGUAUAUUGAUUAGAUUCCUAUGGAACCACUUUACGGAAAAGCUCUAGAUACGGAAGUUCUGCGUAACGGUAAGAAAAAGCUUUAAAGUAGUAUUUGCGGUUCUAAAAGUGUUAUACCGUAAUAUUUGUGCUAAAAGCUUAGCAAGGAACUAA